UUCUGCAGUCGUCUGAUUGGCGAUAAAUCCUCUUCUCCUUCUUCUCAUCUCUCUCCCUCUCUCUCUCUCUCUCAGCCCUAAGAGAGAAGAAAAGGCUCUGCGCCUUUUUCUUCAGGAAAAUCACCAAAAAAUCUUUAUCCGAAGUCAAGGUUGGUUUUCUCGUCGAGAGCCAUGUCGCAUAUGGUCUUUCAGAGCGUCGUCGCUCCCAAACCCUUAUCUCCGCUCAAACCAUGUUUACCCAUCCCUCGCCCACUCGUGACUCUGCCUUGUAAGCUCCGUCGCGGCUUCAUUAGGGCCUCGUCCUCUUCCCUUAUCGAUUCCGUUGGAGAUUCAGUAUCAGGUCUCGAGCGCUGCUUACAGUUGCCAAGUACCGGUGAAUUAGGCACAUCUUCCUCUGGCUCCUUCUCUGCAGCUUCUUCAGGUGCUCAGAUGAGUCCAGUGAUGAAAGGCGGGAAAUUCGGCUCGGUAGGAGCUGUUACUUUGGAAAAGGGGAAGCUCGACAUGACCCAGAAGAAAGUCGAGUCAAGCCCUGAGAUUGCAACUGGAGGAGGUGGUGGAAACAUUGGAAAGUCAGUCAAUUUUGGUGGUGGCGAUGGAGGUGACGAUGAUGGGGAUGAUGAUGAUUACUUUGACGAAUUCGAUGAUGACGAUGAUGGAGAUGAGGGUGGACUUUUUAGGCGUAGGAUGUUCCUCGCCGAGCUUUUUGAUAGGAAAUUUGUUGAUGCUGUACUGAACGAAUGGCAAAAAACAAUGAUGGAUUUGCCUGCUGGCCUCCGUCAAGCAUAUGAAAUGGGACUGGUCAGCUCAGCUCAAAUGGUUAGAUUCCUAGCCAUAAAUGCUCGUCCAACAACAACUAGAUUGAUCUCCCGUGCUCUUCCUCAGGGAUUGUCGAGAGCCUUUGUUGGCAGGAUGUUAGCGGAUCCUGCGUUUCUCUAUAGACUUCUUUUGGAGCAAGCUGCCACGGUUGGAUGCUCGGUUUGGUGGGAGGUGAAGACUCGUAAGAAUAGAAUUAAAGAGGAAUGGGAUCUUGCACUGAUAAAUGUUCUUACUGUGUCAGCAUGCAAUGCAGCUGCUGUUUGGUUGCUAGCUCCAUGUCGUUCCUAUGGAAACACAUUUCGGUUUGACCUGCAAAAUACACUGCAAAAGCUACCAAAUAAUAUAUUUGAAAUGAGCUAUCCUCUUAGAGAGUUCGACUUGCAAAAGAGAAUUCAUUCUCUUUUCUACAAGGCCGCAGAGUUGUCCAUUCUUGGAGUCGCGACAGGGGCUCUUCAGGGUUCGUUGUCAAACUUUCUGGCGGGAAAGAAGAAAAACAGAGUAUCUGUGACAGUCCCAUCAAUCACCACAAACGCUCUUGGUUAUGGCGCAUUUCUUGGAUUAUAUGCAAACUUGAGAUAUCAGCUGUUAUGCGGAUUUGAAAGAACAAUGAGCAGCCACUUUGAUGUCAUAGGAGUAGCACUCUUCUUUGGCACUGCCGUGAGGAUUAUGAAUGUUCAGUUAGGGGAAAGAUCAAGACAAAUAUGGCUAGGUGUGGAAGCAGACCCGCUGGCUCAGUCGGAUGAUCUACUGGCAAAAGCAUACACCCGAUCCUCAGAGGAAGCAGUAGCAAAGCCAUCUUCAAGAUGGUUCAUCUCAAAGAACGCAAUAGUCUCAGGGCUACUUGGUAUAAAGCAAGAGGACUCGGUUUCAGAUUCUCCACCUCCUAAGGCUCGGCGAAAGAGAAUUGUACGGAAGAAGGUUGCUGCAUCUGCCUCUUAAACAACCAACAAAACCUCAAAAAAUGUCGCAAUUUUAGGAUGCCCAUGGAAGAGCAACAGUGAGGUUAUGUUGUUCAUUUGAUAUGAGGCACGCUUGAAAAGUUUUGUUGCCAGAGGAAGAUGAAGGAAUCACCAAAAUGGGGGAUUUGAAGAAGACUAUAGCUUUUUUCUUUAUGACUUAAUCUCUCAAGUUUUUACUUGCUUUUGGAAAAAGACAUUUCUAUUUUUUAGGUGGUGUGGUGAUGCUAUCUCUGGGUAAAUCUCAAAUUGCCAUUCUGUAUUUUCACCUCAAUGUUUUUAAUAAAUAGCCAAAUCUUUGAUGUU
Molecule: messenger RNA, 2078 nt
Organism: Eutrema salsugineum
Lineage: Eukaryota; Viridiplantae; Streptophyta; Magnoliopsida; Brassicales; Brassicaceae
Product: protein RETICULATA-RELATED 1, chloroplastic
Exons: 8
Coding region: 172-1755 (527 amino acids)
Biological process (GO): plant organ development
Cellular component (GO): chloroplast inner membrane
Source: RefSeq, a predicted model, not a curated record